GCCAAUAGCCCCGCGCGUUGCGUCUAUGUAUUGUGAUGUCAUGACGUUUAAGGUUCCCUCCCUCUAUAAAGGCAGGAUCCCAGCAGAGGGAGGAGACAGUUAAGGUUUCUUCGGAGGGUGUGUAGUACGUACUAUUUGUGUACCUACAGCGGAAGUGUUUUUUAAAAAGGAUUUGUUCCUUAAAGAGAGUAAAGAAAAAUGGCCCGUACCAAGCAGACUGCCCGUAAGUCCACUGGUGGCAAAGCUCCACGUAAACAGCUGGCUACUAAAGCUGCUAGAAAAAGCGCCCCCUCUACUGGUGGAGUCAAGAAACCUCAUCGCUACAGACCUGGUACUGUGGCACUGCGUGAGAUUCGCCGUUACCAAAAGUCAACAGAACUUUUGAUUCGCAAACUUCCAUUUCAGAGACUCGUAAGGGAGAUUGCCCAAGAUUUCAAGACAGACUUAAGGUUCCAGAGUGCAGCCAUUGGUGCACUGCAGGAGGCUAGUGAAGCCUAUCUGGUGGGUCUGUUUGAAGACACAAAUCUCUGUGCCAUCCAUGCCAAGAGAGUUACCAUUAUGCCCAAAGACAUCCAGUUGGCUCGUAGGAUACGGGGAGAGAGGGCUUAAAAAGGAAGCAGUUUUUAUGGUGUUUUGUAGUAAAUUCUGUAAAAUACUUUGGUUUCAUUUUGUGACUUUUUUUGUAUGAAAUUGUUUAUAAUAUGUUACAUUUGUACUUAAGUCAUUCCAUCUUUCACUCAGGAUGAAUGCUAACAGUGACUGUUCACAUAAAACUCAGUGAUGUGAGCCCUGUUGCUCAGUAGUGACAAGUUGCUAAUAUGCAGAAGGGAUGGGUGAUCUUUCUUGCUUUUCAUGCAUGUUUCUGUAUGUUAAUGACUUGUUGGGUAGCUAAAAUUGUAAGGUACUAGAAUUGAUAUAAAUGUGUACAGGGUCCUUUUGCAAUAAAACUGGUUAUAACUUGAUUCAAGUGUUUAACAAAUUGGGGCUGUUAAGUUUGACCAUACAUCACUGUGACAGAAUGUGGACUUUCUGAGGGAUAAAAUACAAGUCUUAACCACAGUGUAACUUACAGUUUCCUAAAAAAAUGUAAACCUGGCAGCUAUAGAAUACACUAUGUGCAUUUAUAAUAGCUAUUUUAUAUAUUGUAGUGUCAACAUUUUUAAAUUAAAUGUUUUACAUUCA
Molecule: messenger RNA, 1182 nt
Organism: Crotalus tigris (Tiger rattlesnake)
Lineage: Eukaryota; Metazoa; Chordata; Lepidosauria; Squamata; Viperidae
Product: histone H3.3A
Exons: 4
Coding region: 199-609 (136 amino acids)
Cellular component (GO): nucleosome
Molecular function (GO): structural constituent of chromatin; DNA binding; protein heterodimerization activity
Source: RefSeq, a predicted model, not a curated record